This is a messenger RNA of Paraphaeosphaeria sporulosa, 3613 nucleotides long. RefSeq lists its product as uncharacterized. The transcript is spliced from 5 exons. NCBI's taxonomy places the organism in Eukaryota, Fungi, Ascomycota, Dothideomycetes, Pleosporales, Didymosphaeriaceae. Gene Ontology annotation, biological process: regulation of DNA-templated transcription; DNA-templated transcription. Bases 239 to 3274 code for a protein of 1011 amino acids. Gene Ontology annotation, molecular function: DNA-binding transcription factor activity, RNA polymerase II-specific; zinc ion binding; DNA binding. The record is from RefSeq and is a predicted model, not a curated record.
GUCAGUCACCAGAUGAGACGGCACGCAUUCACAACCACAGCGCCUGCUUCGCCGCGCCGACCCCCUCGAGCCCUCGCGCGACGAUGCCAACAGGCCUCCGCAGCCUGCCCAGUCUGAUCGCCGAGAGUGCUCCCACUGCCCCCGCAACUGAUCUCGUCGCGUCGGCCUUCCCCACCCUCUCCCCACUGUUCCAGGUGGGCUCGGUGCAGCUUGCACCAGCACCACAACGACCUCGUUCAUGAAUCCCGCGCCCGCAACCGCCUCUGCGAUUGCGCCCCAACCUCGGCCCAUUCGCUUUGUGACCAACCACGAGGGCCCCUACGCGAAGCGCCGCAGGAUCAACUCGGCCUGUUUGACCUGCCGGCGCAAGAAGACGCGAUGCUCUGGCGAACGGCCCAUCUGCGGGACAUGCGCCCAGAACAAACACCAGUGUGCCGGUUAUGGCGAUGAUGCGAGCCCGACCGAAGUGGCCAAGGAUGGGAAGAAGGUCGCGCGCAGGGAAAGCACGUCCAACGCUGCUCCUGCCCUCAAGAUCAAACAGGAAGCCGCGCCACAGCAGCCCUCCCGACCCCAGCUUUCUCACGCGUCCUCAACGCCGUCCUACAACUCGGAUUUCUCGCCGCCCCGUCGCCCGCGUCGCCACGAUGAAGAGCACAACAACACCGCCUUGACGCUGAGCACGCGCAAUCGUAUGCCAUAUUUCCGUUACUUUGGUCCCACGGCCAUCAUGCCCGGCUUCAAGCAGAUGGUCGUCAAGGUGAGAGGCAAGCAGCACGGCACCGGCCACACAACCUCAGACCCAGUGGAGUCUUCGCCGGGGAUGCCCUCAGUCGGCUCGCCACCGCCGGCUGAAUCCCGGACGCCAACUGAGAUACCCGUAUAUGACACCUCUUCCAUGUCUCCCAGUCCACUCAUCACCCAUCUGUGCAAGACCUUCUUCGCCCACCUUGGUUGUAACUUUCCCUUUCUCCAGAAGGACCGUUUCAUGCGUGACCUCGAGGAAAAGCAAGUCGACGCUAUUCUUGUAGAUGCUGUUUGUGCGCUUGCAGCGCGAUUUUCCAACAACCCGCUAUUGACUGGAGGCUCUGGAGCAAUGAGAGAUGAACACGAGCCAUCCAAGAUCCAUCCUCCAGAAUAUGGGCAAGCCUUUGCACAACGUGCCAAGUCUGCUAUACCUGAUACCUUCUCUUGCCCCAAUGUUGCAGUUGUUCAAGCUGCCGUACUCUUGGCCUACGACGAAUUCGGUGCGAAUCGCGACAGUGGAUUGUGGAUGUAUCUCGGUAUCGCCAUCCGAAUGGCUCAAGACUUAGGAAUGCAGACUCUUCAGGGACUCAAGUACGAAGGACGUGAAGGCCCAACACCAAAGUCCGUUAGGACCGACCCCACUGUGACUCGUGGCUCAUCUCAGCACAUUUCGGAAGCCCGCCGCAAAGAGAGUACUGUGCCCGAAGAGCAGGAGCAGCGUGCUGUUGAACAAGAGCGACUGGAUACGUUUUGGGCCAUAUUCUUCCUGGACCGAGUUGUCUCGUCUGGAACUGGGCGCCCUGUCACUUUGCGAGAUCGGGACAUUGAGAUUUCGUUUCCUUCUCUCAACGAAGUAGAUCCAACAUCGGGUUGGCCCUUACCGUUCCCGGCUCUGAUACGCAUCGUGCAUCUAUACGGCAGGGUUACAGAUGUGUUGAACAGUAUCAAAGAUCGAUCGGAUAUCACCUCAGACCUUCGGUCUCAGCUCGACACGAUGGAGUACCACUUGACGGACAUCUAUCAAAAUCUGUCGCCCAGACUUCACUUCAACGCUCUGAAUUUCCAGCACUAUGUGAAGCUGAAUCAAGGAACCAACUUUCUUCUUCUUCACUGUUGGUUCCACACUUGCAUUGUUCUGCUGCACCAACCGACCUUGUUGAAGACUUUUGAGGGCAAUGCACAGCCCCUUUCCUCAAACAGCAGGGAUUUGUCAAUGUCUUCAGCAAAGACUGUGGCUGACAUUCUCUCUUUUACGGAUCUAAUCGACACCAAGACUGGCGUCGGGAACCCAUUCACCAGUCAACCCAUAUACAUCGCUGCCUGUGCUUUCCUCAAGGAGACUGCUCUGCACUCAGCCAGCUCACAUCCAUCUUCUCGUCCUCUUACCCCCAGCGCGGCUGAGGCCAAAAACCCUUUCGAGUCUAAGGUCAUCUCACUGGAUCACAUGAGCUUCGACAAGCCGCUGGUCCCGAAUGGCAAUGCGCAAACGAUCAAGCGCGAGCAGAGUCAGGCCGCUAAGCAUACGUUACUUGCGUCCGCGGCUAAUCAGAACUACCAAUGUUGCUAUCGUGCUAUGCAAUCGCUCGAGACCUACUGGGCAGGCGUCAAAUACAUCCUUACCGUUCUGGACCAGAAAGCCAAGGGUGUUGGUGACCCUUUGCUUUACACAAGAGAGGAAAUGGAAAGUGCCCUGGAAGCACCCAGACCAGAACCCUCCUUUACGAGCCCAGGCUGGCGACGUAAGCUGAGCUGGGGAACUUAUCUGACAACGCAAAACAUAGAUGUGGAUGCCGUCAAGGUCUCAGCUGCGAUACGGAAGGGGGCCAGGACUCCCAUAUCUGGGUCUCCCAUGAACACCAGUCAAGCGAUCGGCUGGUCACUAACAGGCACUAUGAACUCACCCUCUACGAAUGUGGCCGUCAUGUAUACUUCAGAGAACGGCAAGACUCGCGACGGCAGACCGUUGCAGCCAAAGCCGACACCCGUUGCAAAUGGCCGACCACCCUUUACAUCCACGUUGUCGAGUGAUGCUACCAAGUUCGAGCCGACUCCAUUGAAACAUUCUGCGCCGUUCUUCUCCUUUGACUCGAGCGCAAUGCCGCCACCGCCAGCCACCAACAUCAACACAGCCUCGGCAUCAGACCCUGUUCUAGUCUCAGAUGCCGAUCUCCUCCUCAACCUGCAUUCUCCGUACUCAGCGUCUUCGCCAAACAGUUCUCGCCUUCCUGUGCAACCGACGUCAUUUACUCGGAGCUCCAUGUCUAUACCGACGAACAGCACUCUCUCCCCUCAACAACAGCAAGCCUCACAAGUAAACUUCUCGCCGAAUUUUGCGACGUUCGCUCCCCCAGUGGAUCAAACAUUUAGUGACAUGGUGAUCGACUCACAAGAGGUGGACAUGUCUGUGCUCGGCGCCGACAUGAUGCCGUGGGAUCUCGAAUAUCUGCCUCAUGACAUGUUGUAUUUCGGUGAGAACGGGUUUGGCUUGGGCCUUCCUGAUGAUCCAGGCACUGAAGCGCCCGAAGGUUGAUGCCUUCAAGUUCAUUGUGUAUACUUUUCCUCUUGCACUUGUGCGACACUGGAGUUCCGGGAUAUGUGGGAUGGGCUGGCUUCUGGGUUUUUGCAUAAAGAUACCUCUUUGUUUCGCCACGGGUUUGGCCGGGAAUUUGCACAUGUACAUUCAAGAGGGUUGCUCUUCGGUUUGCAGAUGUAUCUAUUCGAUUUUGCUGCUUAUUCCACGCAUCUCAGGGUCGGUCGUGGAAUCAGAGGCUACCGACCUGCGCACCCAGAUCAGUCAGAUCUUGUGGUAUGCCACUCCAGCAUCUCACUCCGCUUAAGUGGAGAUAAUCCUCGACUUCUCUAGCUCGCC